AUGGCUAUCAAGCACUACACCUCUUUUUCACUAGUCUUUCUGGCAACGACCACCGUCCUCCUCGUCAGCCACACUCAUGGUCAUGGCCUCCGCACCGGCAAACAUGACAUUUGCCAAAAAGCUGACUUCAAGCCUCUUUGCCGUACAGUCGUGAAGGGACUGACCGACCCUCGUGUUGCCUUGCGGUCAGCCAUUCACCAAUUGAUCAUCCAGAGCCGUCGGGCAAUAAGGUUGGCUGAUAUGCACGGGAAGUCCGACCAGUACAUGGAUGUUUGUAAAGAGAGCUUCGAUGAUGCCCUUACAAGCCUGCGCACGAGCUUAAAAAACCUCAAGAACCAUGAUCGGGCCAGCCUUAACAUCAACCUUUCGGCGGCCUUAUCUGACUACGUGACAUGUGACGAUGCAUUCUCUGAAUCUGGCAUGGGCAAUCCCCUUGGCAAAAUUGAUGCGCUCAUGAGUCGCAUGGCUAGCAAUUGUUUGUAUUUAUCAUCUCUGGUUCACUGA
Molecule: messenger RNA, 504 nt
Organism: Alnus glutinosa
Lineage: Eukaryota; Viridiplantae; Streptophyta; Magnoliopsida; Fagales; Betulaceae
Product: pectinesterase inhibitor 12-like
Exons: 1
Coding region: 1-504 (167 amino acids)
Molecular function (GO): enzyme inhibitor activity
Source: RefSeq, a predicted model, not a curated record